AUGUCCGACCCAUUUUCGGUCACUGGAAGCGCGGUCGGCGUAGUUUCGCUCGGGGUCACGAUCUGCCAAGGGUUUCUCGCUUACUAUGGGCCGUAUAAGUCGUUUCAUGAGGAUAUAGAGGAGGUACUAGCUCGGGUGCAAAGUCUCAGUAGCCUCAUGACCGUCCUGCACGAAACGGUUACCACUUUGCCAGUCGCCCCGGCACCAUCGGGUCCCCAACCAGUCGAUUUAGCGACGCAGAAUAUCGGGUUGUGCCAGAGUGGAAUCCAAAAGCUGGAGCGGAUCCUCGAAAAGUGUCGGAAAAAUUGCCCACCCAGCGCGCAAAAGGUGUCGAAAUUGAAAUCACAAUUUGACCGCUUGUUGUAUCCUUUUCAUCAAGACACCCUGGUAAAGGUAAUGGAUACAGUGACCUGGUUACAGUCCAAUGUCGAUACCUCCCUUCAACUGUUACAGAUGACAGUGAUAAACGCCGGACAACAAUCCUUGGGCACGAUUUUAUUAAACUCAUCGUCGACUGUUGUGAACACAACCAAGAUCGUCGCCGGAUUGGGGAGAUUGGAGGCGAAAAGCUCUGCCUUUGAUACGGCCCUCGUUGCGGUAUCACAGCGAAUGGAUGAAAUGGAAUUGCAUAUGAAAGCUAGCAGCAGCCGACCGGUUACGGACCCUGCCCUCUUGCGAUCACUGCUACGCAAUCAAGUGGAGAACGGCGACCGUAUCAAUACCCUGAUAUCAGAUUAUUCGAAAACCUCCCGCACACCGAAGCAAAGGCUACUGUGCCGAUGCCGGCCGACUCCCAUGGCAAUCAGCGCCCCCCAGAUGGGUUUCUCGCAUAAAGCGUGGUGUCCUAUCAGCAACCAGCAGAAGAACAUAGUAUCUCUGGCAUUCACAUAUACAGUUUGCAGUAGAUUUCUGAAUUUCUCUAUUGCGGCCUCGUUUGCCAUGACAAACGGCGCUGGGGGCCUGGCGAUCAGCCCAAAUCUACAAUUUCGCGCCAUUGUCCCUUCUAAUUCACCGGCCUUCAAGCUUCUUCUGCGUUCUGGCAGCGGUCGAGAUGGCUCAGCCAUACGGAGCAGUCACAAGGCUCUAUUCGAACUCUUCUAUGCUGGUCUGGCGUCACCAACGGAUACCUUGGGAAACGGAACGACCCUUUUGCACGCAAUAGCGGGCUGGCAACUUGAAAGCUACACCUGGGAUGACGGUUCGUGGGCGAACUGGCAGGCUUUGAUAAAUGACCUAUUGGCGACAGGUGUACCGCCAAGUUCUGUAGAUUCGUCGAACAGAACACCAGUCGAUAAAAUAAUCGCUUACCAUGACAGUGACCCAAUUCGACCCUCAGAGUCAUCUCGGAUAACUCAUACAGUGCGAACUUGCCUUGAACUACUCAGAGCCGGUUCAGUCAUAACAUCGUACGGCCUUAUGGCGAAUAGCAUUCAAUCACUCCGCAAAAUAGGAUUCGCGUACAAGAUCUUACCGUUAGAGGAGCGUGGCCGAGUCAGGGAUAAUACACUACGACUUGUGUGGGCAAUGGUGGCAGAAGAUGGAAUGUAUGGUAUGGAAGUACCUGGUGAAUUGCUACCCCUUUUAACAAAGUCCGUGGAGGAUCUUCGUGUACUCUUCAGAUCCUGGGCCAGCGUAGAUACAUCGUGGGUUCACUUCUAUGCAGAAUGGCCGGCAGGACUUGCUGUUUUGCUCGAAUGGGGAUAUUCGCCAACUAUUGAUACUCUACGUCAUGCCUGUGAGACACAAUGCCUCCCGAGUAUUGAUAUGAUCCUUCGCUGUCGCCGGCUUCAUUUUGGGUGGCAUGUCCUAGAGCUUGCAGAGUCGCAGGGUAAUCCUCAGAUCCGAGAAAUGAUGGUCGGGGCAUUCGUGGAACGCAGAAAGCUUCUAACGUCAUUAGCUGAGAAGCACCUGUCUCCUGAGGAGCGUCGUGGUCUGGACCUACUGCCCGGUACCUUACUCAACCGACAAGCCGCCGCAGCAUGCGCACUACUAGAGGCGCGGGGCUUGGAUAUCAGCGAUGUGCAGGACAGAGAUUCUUGUUUGGUCUAUCAUUGUUCGGUCUAUGAAUGGGGCGCAAGACGUAUCGACAUGUGGAAUCAAUUUUGGGACGCAGGCUUUACGGUCGCCGGCGAGUUGGAUGAGCGCGUAUUGUGGGCGCUGGCAGGGGCUCACCACCACCAGAAAGAUCCUCGCCAUGUGCGUUUCAUUCUGGAAAGAGUGGAAUGGUUGACUUCAAGAGGCGCGAAGAUUCAUCAAGUAGAGGGUGGCAUACCUGUCUUACCUUUCUUGAGUCAAAUACUGGGGCUUGAACUAUCUGAAGAUAUCAUCCCUUUAGUCAUGAGUGACAGGUUGACCGAACGUUUUCACACAAUCAUCCUGAACGACAUUCCAGAUAGCUGCGACUGCCCGUGCGCUAUUGGGGGAUGCGUCGCGUUCAAGCACAUGUGUGAAGAAAUAUUGGGUUCUGCGUCAAGGUGGAAAAUGAAAAUGCCCACCGAUGACAAGAGAUUGUCAGUGGUGCUUCAGAACAUAAACAGCACACUCACACCAGGCGAGGAGAGAUGCUUCUACCAACCUAUAGCAUCAGGUGCUCUCCGCUUUAUCACUUUCUGCCAACUCGAUAUUACACACACAUGCUGCUACCACUAUCAAAAAAUGGAUAAGGAAACAUUGCAGGAGAUCCACGAAGAAGAGGCCGACCUGAUUCAACAGCUCGACAAAUUAGUGGAGGAAUUUUCAAAGGCAUACGAAGAGUGCUCAUUGUUGCUCCACGAGUUUUUGAAGCAAGUCUGGAAGCCUAGAAUGGAUGAGAUUUUCUCAGAGAGGCCGAGUGAGGAGGAUGUCAUUGAGCUUCGGCGCAUUGGGGUUACUACCUUAUCAAGCUCAACCCUUUACAGAACCAUCAAAACUGACUUCCACACGACGCGUACAAAGACCGACGCACAUCACCUCGGGGUUCUACAAGAUCGUCGCAGGGAAGAAGAGGCCGGUCAGUAUAUGUAUGUAGAGACAAAGUAUGGUCUUGAGCGGCAGCUCGAUGUUUUGGAUGAGGCCACAGGUAUAACGCACCAUGUCGUCCCUGGUGACUUUGCGUUCUUCCAUGUUGGGUGGUAUACACUUCAAAAUAUCUCCCUGUGUCAUUUCCGCUGA
Molecule: messenger RNA, 3150 nt
Organism: Aspergillus calidoustus
Lineage: Eukaryota; Fungi; Ascomycota; Eurotiomycetes; Eurotiales; Aspergillaceae
Source: the annotation of a GenBank genome assembly